Messenger RNA from Nycticebus coucang (slow loris), 5012 nucleotides. RefSeq names its product mitogen-activated protein kinase 4 (gene MAPK4). The record is from RefSeq and is a predicted model, not a curated record. The coding region runs from base 1362 to 3092 and encodes 576 amino acids. Gene Ontology annotation, molecular function: ATP binding; MAP kinase activity. Lineage: Eukaryota; Metazoa; Chordata; Mammalia; Primates; Lorisidae. The transcript is spliced from 6 exons. Gene Ontology annotation, biological process: cell surface receptor signaling pathway; intracellular signal transduction; protein phosphorylation. Gene Ontology annotation, cellular component: cytoplasm; nucleus.
CAGAGCCGGCCGGUCUCUGGGGUUUCUUCUUCCCCGAACCCUUUCGCUGACCCUUGCCCUGGCCCGCUGCAGCAGCGCCGAGCUGGCGGGGCUGGCCAGGCGGCGAGGCCGGGUUUUGGCUGGGGUUCUGGCGGACCCCAGGUCCCGCCUCCUUCUCCUCCCGGACAGAGGCUGAGGGGGCCCUUCCCCGGGGCAGCAGUGGGGACCGGCUUCUGAACGAUGCGGGCUCCGGAGAGCGCACUGCCGGGCGGGAAGGGCAGGUUAUCCCGGGACGGGGGCCGGACCCGGGGCAGGAAAGGCAAGCGCCCGGCUCGCCAGGGACACACUGCACACGGCAGGAGGGGUGGCUGGGCAGAGCCUGGAAUCCUCUGAGCAAGCAGUGUUUCAGCUGGCUGGACAGAUCAAAUAACACUUGGGCUGGUUACUAAAAGACACAAGCAGGAAGGUGUUGGAAGCUGGAAUGUGGAAAUUUAUCCAACGUUAUUUCUUUGGCGGGGAAGGAGACUUGGUCUGAAAGAUGCCGUGUUCCUUCAUCCUCCCUGGGUGCAGCAGAAUACAGUCUCGAUCAAAGUCUCAUGGGUGAGUGUGUGAAAGAGGAUGCUGCCCACACGUGAAGCCUCCAGAGGAUCCUGUCCUGGCAGCUGAGCUCCUUCUGGACAUGGGAGGUGUUACUUGGUGUAGAGCUCAUGAAAAGGUCCUUGGUUUCACCAGCUUUUUAAAGCAAUUCUUACCAAACUGGCUUGGCUUGCAGAAUCUAAGAUGAGCUGGUAGGAAGAGGACACGGCAGAGAUAAACAGAAACCCCCUAGAAGCCUUCAGAAUCCAUUGAUAGGAACCCUUCAUAUUCCUUAGAACAUAGACAGAGGCUGUGAUACAACUGAGCUUUGGACCAUCUUAAGUAAAGGAACAAACAGCUCUUGAAUUUUAGCUAGAAAGAACCCCUUGUAACAAAGUAAAGAAGAAAGUUUCUGCAUCUUUUUACUUUGAGGGCCAUUAUGGUAGAAAACUUUGGAUUCCCACAGGUGAUGAUACUGGUUUUUCUUUCCAAGAUGCUAGAUUUAAAAGAAGUAUGAGCCAUUCUAUGCUUCAAACAAGGUUCAGGAAGUACAGAAGUUGGGGAGCAGCCCUCCUGAUGCAGGUUAAGAAGACAGCCUGAGCCUCCACCUUAGGCAGCUCAGUGAGUGUGGACAUAUGCCAGUUUUGUCUCCAGAGAGCUGGUGACAGUGACCUCACUGGAAAAAAAGCAUCCCUUCACUGUGGGGCUUGACAGAAUGAGGUGUGCUAGGGAGGCCACUAGCUGGGACUUAGCCUUUCCCAACUGCCCCUUUGUCACCCGGGCAGCCCCGGACCACUGAGCCAACAAUGGCUGAGAAGGGCGACUGCAUUGCCAAUGUCUACGGGUAUGACCUCGGCGGGCGCUUCAUUGACUUCCAGCCCCUGGGCUUUGGUGUCAAUGGGCUGGUCCUAUCGGCUGUAGACAGCCGGGCUUGCCGGAAGGUAGCCGUGAAGAAGAUUACCCUGAGUGACUCCCGCAGCAUGAAGCAUGCGCUCCGGGAGAUCAAGAUCAUCCGACGCCUGGACCAUGACAACAUCGUCAAGGUGCAUGAGGUGCUGGGUCCCAAGGGCGCCGACCUGCAGGGUGAGCUGUUCAAGUUCAGUGUGGCUUACAUUGUCCAGGAGUACAUGGAGACUGACCUGGCGCGCCUGCUGGAGCAGGGUACUCUGACAGAGGAGCACGCCAAGCUCUUCAUGUACCAGCUGCUCCGCGGCCUCAAAUACAUCCACUCCGCCAACGUGCUGCACAGGGACCUGAAGCCCGCCAACAUCUUCAUCAGCACGGAGGACCUCGUGCUCAAGAUCGGUGAUUUUGGGUUGGCAAGGAUCGUUGAUCAGCAUUACUCACACAAGGGUUAUCUGUCAGAAGGGUUGGUGACAAAGUGGUACCGCUCCCCACGAUUGCUCCUAUCGCCCAACAACUACACCAAAGCCAUCGACAUGUGGGCUGCCGGCUGCAUCCUGGCUGAGAUGCUCACAGGGAAAAUGCUCUUUGCUGGGGCUCACGAGCUGGAGCAGAUGCAGCUCAUCCUGGAGACCAUCCCCGUGGUCCGGGAGGAAGACAAGGACGAGCUGCUCAGAGUGAUGCCCUCCUUCGUCAGCAGCACCUGGGAGGUGAAGCGGCCGCUGCGCAAGCUGCUCCCCGACGUGGACAGUGAAGCCAUUGACUUUCUGGAGAAGAUCCUGACCUUUAACCCCAUGGAUCGCCUAACAGCUGAGAUGGGGCUGCAGCACCCCUACAUGAGCCCAUACUCAUGCCCCGAGGACGAGCCCACCUCGCAGCACCCCUUCCGCAUCGAGGACGAGAUUGACGACAUUGUGCUGAUGGCCGCCAACCAGAGCCAACUUUCCAACUGGGACAGGUACCCGGUGAGCCUGUCGUCGGACCUGGAGUGGCGGCCCGACAGGUGCCAGGACGUGAGCGAGGUGCAGCGCGACCCGCGCGCGGGCUCGGCGCCGCUUUCCGAGGACGUGCAGGUGGACCCGCGCAAGGACUCGCAGAGCAGCUCGGGCCGCUUCCUGGAGCAGUCGCACUCGUCCAUGGAGCGCGCCUUCGAGGCCGACUACGGGCGCUCCUGCGACUACAAGGUGGGCUCGCCGUCCUACCUGGACAAGCUGCUGUGGCGCGACAGCAAGCCGCACCACUACUCCGAGCCCAAGCUCAUCCUGGAUCUGUCGCACUGGAAGCAGGCGGCCGGUGCGCCCCCCAUGGCAGCGGGGGCGGCGGACGCGGUGGCCCGCGAGGACGAGCCAGCCAGCCUCUUCCUGGAGAUCGCUCAGUGGGUCAAGAGCACGCAAGGCGGCCCCGAGCGCGCCAGCCCGCCGCACGACGGGCCCGAGGGCCUGGCCGCCUCUCCCGCCGGCCGCCCGGCCCCACUCGACGGGGGCGCUAGCCCCCAGUUCGACCUGGACGUGUUCAUCUCCCGCGCCCUAAAGCUCUGCACCAAUCCGGAGGACCUGCCGGACAAUAAACGGGGCGACCUCAACGGCGCGUGCAUCUCCGAGCAGACAGAGGCCUUUUCCAAAGAAAGGUGGUGAGGGCGGAGGAGGUGCUCAGGCCCCCGCCCACGGCAGGAGGCCACCUUGGCAAACCCGGCCUGGUCCGAGGAGGCCACCACCCUGGCACCUCCACUGCCCUUUCCACCCCUCUCUGCUGCCUUGGGGUUAGCAGAACACAGGAAGGAUCCGAGGAGCGAGAGGAAUGUCCAUUGCUUAAACUGCCUUAAUAAGUAGCCUUUAACCUCUGGGAGCAGGUUUGAACAGGAGCUUGGCUUGGGGGUUGAUCACUUUCCCGGGAACGGGGAAACCUGGUGGAGUGGCAGGGAAGAAACACCCCUAGACAGCGGCCUGACCGCGCGUAGGAAUCUUGCAAACAUAGUUCUGCAGCUGUCAGGCUCAACUAACCUCAACUGGCAGCUGAGGAGGGGAAAUUAGGUCUCGAGAAGUGGAGUGAUUUACCUAAGAUCACAAGCCAGCAUCUGCCCACUAUAUAAUGUCUUCCUCUGCUGGGGUCAUUCUGGCUUUUUGGUCAAAAAACUUGGUCCAAGCUGUUUCUUCCCUGCUGGUUACCAUCUGACCCACCAGUUGCUCUUCCAUUCAGAGCAAUGUUUCUUGUAUUCUGAAAUUAGAAACUGAACCAGUUUCUUUCUCCUAGUCAUCAAGCGUAUUUGUCUGGCUCCCCAAGUACUUCAAUGUUCUCAUCUGCCACAUUCCUGUAUUUGCCUCACCCCUGCAUGGUCCGAAAUCUUUGUUUUCUGGCCAGAGUGGUUUGGGGUCCAUGAGUAAAAACAAUGUUUCUCCUAGGCCUGUGUGCAUACCUCCUCCAGCCCUCCCUAUGCACUUUCCUGGCACGCAAAGACACAGCCCUCGUUCCCCAGUGGAUGUCCUACAUGAGCGAGGUUGAACACAGCAACUCCAAGAUCCCCUCCAACUUCCCCCUCCUAAUUACCCAGCCACUCCCACACAGCUCCGGCCCAAGCCUACCUCCUGACCUCAUGUUCUCCGCAUGAAUCGCUCAUUUGGAGGACAGCCUCUGCAAGGCGCCUCUCUAGAGCAAACGUGUUAGGAGAGAAGGUUUCACAGGGGACCCCCAUCCUUCAUUAAUACUGCACUUGAUUUUGAUCAUCCAUUUAGCCUUGGCAAAGAGCAAACCCUGAAGAAAUGCAAUGGAGAGCAAGUGACCUUAGGGACAGUAAUCCAGAGAGAUAGGGAGGUGUGAAAGGAGGGUGUUAACAUCAAGGGCUCACAGGGGCCAGCAUGGGGAGCUCAAAACAAGUAAGGGGGACUCAUAGCAACCAUCUCCCUCAUAGUAUAGGCCAAGGUGAGUUUGGAGCACACAGAUGCAGAGGUGCACUCACACCAAGGAAAUGGUGUCAAGACACAGCAGGCCCUCUGCCAAAACAUGGGGUGGGGACUCUGGCAGCCCUUGAUCCAGUCCCCUGGUAUGCUCUGGUGUUCAUUUCUACUACUGGUGUUCAGCUCCUCCCCUCCCUAACAUUCCCAAAGAUCCUCACAGGAAGUCCAGCCAGUAUAGGAAGAGGAAUACCUCAGUGCUGGUGUAGGGCUUGGUUCAUCCCCACAUCACUGCACCUUAAACCUAAUCAGCAAACCAUAGUUUGUAUGUUGAAACCUGCAACAUGUUAGAAACUUAUAUUUAAAAACGGAAUUAAUCACACUGACCGAUUUUUAAGUGGCAGAUAUGUAAAUAGGAAGUGUUUAGGUUUCUGCUUUGGUUUUCUUUUUUAAAAGAAAUGUACACCACUCCUCAUGUGCCAUUUUGUCCUUAGAGGGCGGCUUUACUUCUUUGGUAAAGGGACAAGCUGCUGACCUCGACCAGGAGUUCAUAUAUAACUGUUAUUACAGAGGAAUUAUUAUAACUACUCAUGUUUUUUUUUUUUUUAAUCUAUUAAACAUUGUUAAAGUUGAUCAGGACAGGCCAAAUAAAGUUUUAUUGGGACA